UACUUUCUCUUCCUUUCUUCACUUCCUUCUUUCUAUUAUUUCUUAUUAUUUUCUGAUAUUUAUUUCUCUAUGUCUAUGGCGGAAGAAGAACCUUCCAUAACAUCGCCACCGGCAAGAACGUUACACAAGUUCCUCUCCCGCAACGGCAAGACCGUCAUCGCCGCGCAACCUCUGGCGGUGGUUCGCGCCACCACCAGCACCGGCGGCGCGCGCGUUCUCGCCGCGCCGCCGAACUCGAACGAUGAUCCAACACCACCGCAGGAAGAAGAAGGAGAAGGCGAAACCGGCUUCGAUGCUUCUCAUCAUCAUGAACGGAUAUUGUUGCAGAGAGAGCUAACGGUUUCGUUCGACGAGUUUCUCGAGGUCACCAACACGAAGGUCGCCACCGAAGAGGAGGCUCUGAAAUCAGUGAUGGCGCCGUUGGAAGAAGAAACUGAAGAAGGAGAGGAAGCCGAAUCGUCACAGGCUCAAUCAGCGCAACCGGUUCAACCGGUGCCGAGGGGACCGCAACUGUUUCGACCGGUGCAGAAGAAGAAAGCGGUUACCGGUGAUGACGUGGAGGUGGUGGAGGUGCGGAAGCCUGUGGAAAAGAAGAACAUUCCGAAUAUUUCGAAUCUCGAGGACGGUGAGUUUCCGGAGGAGUCUGGGUGGUUCCUUCUCGGGAGGAAGGUUGAGGUCGCAGUUUCGACGGCCAGGGGAGUGAACAGGUUGGUGGAUAAUGAAAUCGUUCAUUUCAAUUUUCCUAUUCCGAGUUACUCGAGUAAGUCUCAGUGGAUCGUUCGAGCGUCAACCAAGCGUUCUGGAGAGGUUGGGAGGAUGCCAAUGGAAUGGGCAAAGGCUGUGAUUCCGGUUAUGCAAUCUGGAAGGGUUAAGGUUCGAGGCCGGUGCAUUGCUGUGCCAGAUAAACUACAAAUGAUGCAAGAGAUUAUGUUUUUAGUGAGCUUUUAUGUUCACCACUCUGUAUUUGCUGAGCGUGUUGAUACUUCUUGGAGGCUGGAGGCUUGUGGUAAAAUUGAUGAUACUGUUUAUCCACUUCUUGCCCUAUUAAAAAUGCUAGAGAUCAAGCCAAGUCAAAAGGCUGUAUUCACUCCUGAGGAUAUAGAUUCCCGGAAGCGGUUGCUCUAUCCAAAGGCUGAUCCAGAUGAAGCUGCAGCAUUGCCUUUGAUCAAGCGAAGAAAGGGCGGUGAGCCCCUUCCUGAGCAAAAUAAUGAUGAACAAGCUCUUUCAGAGUCAGCUUUGAAUAAACUUGUUGGAGCGGCAGAAAUCUAUGACCUCAAGGAGAAGGAAGCCCCAGAGACACUUGUGUGUAAUUUAAAGCCUUACCAGAAGCAGGCUUUACACUGGAUGACUGAAAUAGAGAAAGGGAUGGAUAUUGAGAGUGUAGAAAGAAAUCUGCAUCCCUGCUGGUCAGCCUACACUAUAUGCAAGGGAAGGACAAUUUAUUUGAAUAUUUUUACUGGAGAGGCCUCUAAAAAAUUUCCAAAAGCAACGCAGAUGGCAAGAGGAGGAAUUCUAGCGGAUGCAAUGGGACUUGGAAAGACUGUUAUGACAAUUGCUUUGAUACUCAGUAACCCAGGCAGGGGUAACUCAGAAAACAAUGAUGUGGAGAAUGGAGAUGAUAAUUUUAUCACAAAUAAAAGAAAGAAUGCUAAUACCUUACAUAAAUUUGAGGGUGGCACUCUUAUUGUUUGUCCCAUGGCUUUGUUAAGUCAAUGGAAGGAUGAGCUUGAAACACAUUCAAAGGAAGGUAGUAUAUCCAUAUUUGUUCAUUAUGGUGGAGCAAGAACCACUGAUCCCUGGAUGAUCUCAGGCCAUGAUGUUGUCUUGACAACGUAUGGUGUCCUACAAGCUGCAUACAAAAAUGAUGGAGAGAAUAGCAUCUACAACAAGGUCAAGUGGUACAGGGUGGUGCUAGAUGAAGCUCAUAAUAUAAAAGCCCAUCGGAAUCAGACUGCCCAGUCUGCUUUUGUUCUGUCCUCACACAGCCGCUGGUGUUUAACUGGAACCCCACUUCAGAAUAGCUUGGAAGACCUAUACAGUCUCUUGCGUUUCUUGCGUGUUGAACCUUGGUGUAACUUGGCAUGGUGGCAGAAGUUGAUUCAAAGGCCUUAUGAGAAUGGUGAUCCAAGAUCCCUGAAGUUGGUCAAGGCCAUUUUGAGGAUGCUGAUGUUAAGAAGAACAAAGGAAACGAAGGAUAAGAAAGGAAGGCCGAUACUUUUCCUGCCUCCAAUUGAUUUUCAGUUGAUUGAGUGUGAACAAUCAGAAUCUGAACGGGACUUUUAUGAAGCCCUGUUUGAGAGAUCUAAAGUUCAAUUUGAUCAGUAUGUCGCACAAGGAAAGGUUCUUCACCAUUAUGCAAAUAUCCUUGACCUACUAAUGCAGUUGAGGCGGUGUUGUAACCAUCCAUUUUUAGUUAUGUGCGGAAGCGAUACCCAGAAACGUGCAGAUUUAAGCAGACUCGCAAGAAAAUUCUUUCAGACUAAUACUGAAUUCCCCGAUGAAAGCAAUCAAAAUGAUCCACGGCAGCAAGCAGAGUUGAACAAACUUGCAAGUAGAUUACUUCUAAAAUCUGCUUCUUCUUUGCACUCGGUUCAACCUCAUGCAUACAUUGCCGAGGUUUUGGAGAAUAUUCAAAAGGGUGACAUCAUAGAAUGCUCUAUAUGUAUGGAAUCUCCAGAAGAUCCUGUGUUUACACCAUGUGCGCAUAAGUUUUGUAGAGAAUGUCUAUUUAGUUGCUGGGGCACCUCAGUGGGUGGCAAAUGUCCAAUCUGUCGUCAAUUGCUCCAGAAAGACGAUCUGAUUACUUAUUCAUCUGAAAGCCCAUUCAAGGUCGAUAUUAAGAACAAUGUGACAGAGUCUUCAAAGGUUUCGAAGCUAUUUGAAUUCCUGCAACGUAUUCUGAACACAUCAAGUGAAAAGAGUAUCGUCUUCAGUCAGUGGACAUCAUUUUUUGAUCUGUUGGAGAAUCCAUUGAGGAGGAGAGGAAUUGGUUUUUUGAGAUAUGAUGGGAAGUUGACUCAGAAGCAGAGGGAGAAAGUUCUGGAUGAAUUCAAUGAGACAAGAGAGAAAAGGGUUUUGUUAAUGUCACUAAAAGCUGGUGGUGUGGGUUUGAACUUAACUGCAGCCUCAAAUGUUUUCAUUAUGGAUCCAUGGUGGAACCCUGCAGUUGAGGAGCAAGCAAUAAUGAGAAUUCAUCGCAUAGGACAAAACCGAAGAGUUGUAGUGAGAAGAUUCAUCGUUAAGGACACAGUGGAAGAUCGAUUGCAACAAGUUCAAGCUAGGAAACAAAGGAUGAUAUCUGGUACCCUCACCGACGAUGAGGUUCGGACUGCUAGGAUUCAAGACCUCAAAAUGCUUUUCACAUGAGAUAUGAGAUAAUUUAUUUAUUUAGAAGCUGAUUUAUUUCUCUAGAUUCUUAGACCUGGGAAGCCAAUUUUGUAUAGGUUGUCGGAUCCUUUCUACAAGCUAAAGGCUUCCUUUUCUUUUGUGUACAUACAUGAAAUGAUGAUAUGAUCAUUCUGAACUCUAAAAGGAAGCCCACUGUUUUGUAAAUCAUGAGGCUUUAGUGGUUAUGGUAAAAGGGUUAAUUUCA
Messenger RNA from Glycine soja, 3592 nucleotides. RefSeq names its product DNA repair protein RAD5B-like. Gene Ontology annotation, molecular function: hydrolase activity, acting on acid anhydrides, in phosphorus-containing anhydrides; zinc ion binding; ATP binding. The coding region runs from base 70 to 3366 and encodes 1098 amino acids. The transcript has 18 exons. NCBI's taxonomy places the organism in Eukaryota, Viridiplantae, Streptophyta, Magnoliopsida, Fabales, Fabaceae. The record is from RefSeq and is a predicted model, not a curated record.